GCUGGCUUCAAGCAUAAAAAGCAUCUGUAUUGAGUAUCUAGCCGCAGUCAGCCCUGCAAAUGUUUGGAUCCACCAUACUGCUGAAAUUGAUUCUCACUCUACCUAGCAACAUUCUAGGACACAACGGAAAUAACGAUCGAUCUUCAAUGUAGACGUCACUACCCGCAUAUGAUGCAAUCAUGGAACAUCAAGUGCCUACCAGCGAAAGAACAGCAACAGAAACAAGUACAAUACACUGAAGGAAAGUCAGACCGCAGAAAGUCCUUCAGAAAAUUCUACAAUGUCGCCCUCAGGUCUUGCCAUUCUCAUUGGAGCCGGCCCUGCUACUGGCACAGGAAUAGCACGCAUCCUAUCAUCUCCAGCUCAUGGCAACCUCGCCGUCGCACUUUUAGCCCGACGCCCCGAAAACAUCCAAAGCGUCAUCUCCAAAGUUCGUUCCGCCAACGAAAACGCGAUUCUCGAAGCCUUUCCGAGCGACACUUCGAAAGCAUCUCUAGAGAAGGCGUUCGCAGAUAUCAAAGAACACGAGAGCUUCAAAGGCCUGAAGCUGAAGCUGGCGAUAUACAGCAUCAAGCAUUCGAGCAAGAAGCCGUUUUUGGAAGAGACGAGGGAAGACUUUGAGGAUAGUCUGGAGACUUAUGUUGGUGGGGCGUUUACGUUUGCGCAGGAGAGUUUGAAGAGGUUCUUUGUGGAUCAUGGGGAGAAGGGCUUGAUGGAUGGGUCGGAGAAGAAGGGCACACUUAUCUUUACUGGCACGCUCGGCGCGCUUCGAUGCAGUGCUCAAUUCGCUGCAUAUGGUGCUGGGCGCGCCUCUGUCCGUCAAUUGGCGCAGACAUUGGCUCGCGAGAUGAGCGAGAAGGGCGUGCAUGUCGUACACACGAUUGGUAAUGGUGCAAUUGCAGAUGAAGACGGAGAAGAUCAAAAGGUGGGUAAGAAGAUGAGCGCUGAUGCUGUUGGUGAGACGUACCUGUGGCUGCAUCAACAGAAGCCUUGCUUGUGGACGCAUGAGCUGGACAUGAGGCCCGCUUGUGAGAAGUUUUAGAUGUGGCAGACAGGGCGAUAUUGAAGAUGCAAAUAGAAGAGAUUACGCAAAAAGAUCUAUACCACUGGGUGGAAAUGAGUAUACAUAUAAG
This is a messenger RNA of Alternaria rosae, 1133 nucleotides long. RefSeq lists its product as uncharacterized. The transcript has 3 exons. NCBI's taxonomy places the organism in Eukaryota, Fungi, Ascomycota, Dothideomycetes, Pleosporales, Pleosporaceae. Bases 281 to 1042 code for a protein of 253 amino acids. The record is from RefSeq and is a predicted model, not a curated record.